CCCAUAUUUUACCCAGAGAGAGAGAGAGAGUUUUGGAGUGACAUGAAUAUUGCUUCUUGAUGAGAUGCUUGUCUGAUUGAUUUGAGAUGGACAAGUGAAUUCUUCUCUGCUUCCCUCUGGAUUUCCCCUUGUAUGCUGCCGCUUUCUUGUUCGUUCUUGAUUCAUUCGUCAUCGUGAGCCUCUAAUUUUCUCUCUGAUCUCGCAUUUUCUCUGCAUUUCUGAGUGCAGAGUAGUCGUUCUUGAGCUCAAUUUCCGGUUUUAUCGUCCAGGUGAUUCCAGCUUGUAUAAUCCAUUCCAUCCGCAUGUCACUCUCUUGAUCGACAUCAAAGGGUUUCGUUGAGAUUUGGCUCCUGAAGCAUGGAGGGUCUCUAUGGAACCCCGAAUGGAGAAGUAGCAAAUAAUAAUGGCCUCCAGCUGAUCCGAUACUCUGCUUACCAACCCUGCACCAAGUUGUCUUCGGCUUGGUUCGACUUGAGAGUGUUCUAUGUUCGGAUCAGUAAUUUUCAGGUUAAUGACUUGACCCCCGAAUCGCUCACUCUUAAUCACAUGCCUUUAGAUCCUGAGACUUUACUCGAAGUGAAUGGCACUAGAAGUAGCAUAUAUUCGGAUGGAGUCUCGUGCCUUCUCAGGAGGGACAGGAUCGAUAAGAGAUCAGAAGAGGCCACGUUCGUGAGCACUGAUACUAUAAGGUUGACAGGGAGUGUACAAUUUGAGGUUUUUGAUAGAGAUGAUCGAAUUCUCUCAGGGGUUUUGGAGAUGUGUUCUAGUAAUGGCUCCACGGGGGAAUCAAAAGGAAAUACAAAGAGAUGGAGCAUGAAAUGUCAAUCCGAGAUGGCGAUCGGCAAUGGCUUAUUGAAGGGUGAACAUAACAUGGGACCGGAGUCGAUGCCUCCAACUAUUGAGGUUUACGUCACUGGAUGCUUUGCAGGAAAUCCAAUAAUUUUGACGAAUACAUUGCAGAUUAGCCUGCGGAAGAAGCACGCUAGGAAAGGCAUGCUGGAUAUGAUUCCUGAGGACGAAACUAGUGAAUUCCAUAAAGAUGAGUCACCAGGACUGGACUUACAGAUUGCCGGAUACAGAAACUACAAGCCAGAAAUUGACGAGGACUACAGCAUGUACUGGCGGAGGUCAGAACUCAUGGAAUACGAAGAUGGUGAACUCUCGUGGUUCAAUGCCGGAGUGAGAGUUGGAGUUGGAAUUGGGCUUGGCAUCUGCGUUGGGGUCGGCAUAGGGGUAGGGUUGCUCGUUCGUACUUACCAAGCAACUACCGGGAACUUCAAAAGGCGGCUCUUGUAGGUCAUCGCCUCUUUUAAGUUCCAUACUACAAUCCAUGAUUUUCGGAGACCUCCUGAUUGUGCCCUCCUGGCUUUCCAGUCCGAUGUGCUUUCUCUCGCCGAAGAUUUUGGCUCCAAGCGUUUCGUUUCCCUGGCCAAGUGUGAGCAAUUUUUGGUGUGCUUUAUUGUGGUAUCUUCUCUGUUUAGAGGGAGAGAAAUGGUUGUACAGAUCCAGUGAACCGAGGGAAGGCAGUUAACUUGAGUUA
This is a messenger RNA of Syzygium oleosum, 1540 nucleotides long. RefSeq lists its product as uncharacterized. The transcript is spliced from 3 exons. Bases 358 to 1296 code for a protein of 312 amino acids. The record is from RefSeq and is a predicted model, not a curated record. NCBI's taxonomy places the organism in Eukaryota, Viridiplantae, Streptophyta, Magnoliopsida, Myrtales, Myrtaceae. Gene Ontology annotation, molecular function: phosphoglycerate dehydrogenase activity.